AUGGCCGCCGCCGCGUCUGCCUCUCCCGACUCGGAGGAGGCCGGCAUGGAGCCGGAGGCGCAGAACCCGCCGCUGGGCAGCCGGGCGGAGGGCGAGGCGGGGCCCUCUUCGGCGCAGGAGGCGGCGGCGGCGGAGGAGCCCGACAGCGCGCCGCCCCAGCCUUCCUCCUCGUCCGCCCAGGCCGCGGUCAGCAACGGCGGAGACCCGCCCGAGCUGGAGAAGGAGCUGGUGGAGCUGAAGGUCAUCUGGAACAAGAACAAGUACGACGUCCAGUUCCCGCUGGACAGCACCGGCGCCGACCUCAAGCAGAAGAUCCACUCGCUGACGGGCCUUCCUCCCACAAUGCAAAAGGUCAUGUUCAAAGGGCUUCUGCCAGAGGAGAAGACGCUGCGGGAAAUCAAAGUAAUCAAUGGCGCCAAAAUCAUGGUGGUGGGUUCCACCAUCAAUGAUGUCUUAGCAGUCAGCAUACCGAAGGACGCUGCACAGCAGGAGGUAAAGUCAGAAGAGACCAAAAAGGAGCCCCUCUGCAGGCAAAAGCAACACAGGAAAGUGUUGGAUAAAGGCAAACCGGAUGACGUGAUGCCUUCUGUCAAAGGUGUACAGGAGCGCCUGCCAACUGUUCCUUUGUCGGGUAUGUACAACAAGUCAGGUGGGAAAGUGCGACUCACCUUUAAACUCGAACAAGAUCAGCUCUGGAUUGGUACUAAAGAGAGAACAGAAAAACUGCCCAUGGGGUCCAUCAAGAAUGUGGUGAGUGAGCCUAUCGAAGGACACGAAGAAUAUCACAUGAUGGCCUUCCAGCUGGGUCCCACCGAAGCCUCUUACUACUGGGUCUACUGGGUGCCGACCCAAUACGUCGACGCAAUCAAAGACACGGUGCUGGGGAAGUGGCAGUAUUUUUGAAGGCACGCUCACCUCUGGCACUGCAGACUGACUCGAACCGAAAGGACACUGCUGGGAGAGGCCUGGGCGUGGGUUGUGGUCCUGGAACUUCUUACACCAACACGAUCUGGAAGAGGCCCGGGAGGAGGAGGAGGACGACGCCAGAGGUGGGGAAUCUCUCGCCAUUAGUUUAUUUUUAACUUAAAAAGUGCAACAGCAGCCCUCUUUUUCUGCAGGCGGCUUCCACCCUACUUUAAACAAAAAAUGAAAAAAACCAGAUAUGAUGGAAAUCAAUAAAUCUUAAUUCACAAA
This is a messenger RNA of Heteronotia binoei (common prickly gecko), 1194 nucleotides long. RefSeq names its product ubiquitin family domain containing 1 (gene UBFD1). The record is from RefSeq and is a predicted model, not a curated record. The transcript is spliced from 7 exons. Gene Ontology annotation, molecular function: RNA binding; cadherin binding. The coding region runs from base 1 to 903 and encodes 300 amino acids. Lineage: Eukaryota; Metazoa; Chordata; Lepidosauria; Squamata; Gekkonidae.